Messenger RNA from Aspergillus caelatus, 1374 nucleotides. RefSeq names its product putative triacylglycerol lipase. The record is from RefSeq and is a predicted model, not a curated record. The transcript is spliced from 2 exons. Lineage: Eukaryota; Fungi; Ascomycota; Eurotiomycetes; Eurotiales; Aspergillaceae. The coding region runs from base 1 to 1374 and encodes 457 amino acids.
AUGCUCUCCCUAAAGCAUGGUCCUACGUGUAUCCCCACUAGCGAGUAUCCGAUUCCUGAAGACGCAUCUGACUGCCUUUUUCUAGAUGUGUAUUCUCCUUAUAGAGCCAGUAACCAUCCCGAAUUGCUGCCGGUAUUUGUUUGGAUUCAGGGCGGGGGCUUCAAUCAGAAUUCAAAUCCGAAUUACAAUGGUACCGGCUUGAUACAAGCGUCUGGUAUGGGAAUCGUCGUGGUUACCUUCAAUUAUCGUGUUGGCCCGUACGGAUUCCUCUCGAGGAGAGAGAUUCAACAAAAUGGAAGUGUGAACAACGGCCUAAAGGACCAGACUAAAGUCCUGGAGUUUGGCGGAGACCCCAAACAUGUGGUUAUAGGUGGUGCUAGCGCAGGAGCCGCCUCCAUCACCCUUCUUCUCUCAGCCUACGGUGGAAGGGACGAUGGUCUCUUUCAUGCUGCUGCUGCGGAAUCGCAAAGCUUUGCUACCAUGCUUAGUUUGAAUCAAAGUCAGUUUGCAUACAACAACCUAGUCAUCCGUACUGAUUGUGCAAGUGAUGCUGACACACUUGAAUGCUUGCGUGGUCUGGAUACGGAGGUCCUCCAGCGUGAAAACAUCAACACACCCUUGCCUAAUGCACAACAGGCGCCCCUAUAUCUAUACGGACUAGUGGUUGACGGUGAUCUUGUUCCCGAUUAUACGUACCGUCUGUUCCACAGGGACCAUAUUAUCAAGGUGCCUGUUAUUUUCGGCGACGACACGAAUGAAGGCACCAUAUUCGUUCCCAAGAAUAUUUCCAACGUCGGGGAAACAGAUACAUUCAUCCAAAAUCAAUUCGCAACUAUUGAAUUAGAGCAAUUUGCUGCAAUCAACGCCUGGUAUUUCUAUGAGAGCCAGACGCGCCAAUUUCCGGACGCUAAGCCUUACUGGAGACCUGCAAGCACUGCAUAUAGUGAGAUGCGGUAUAUCUGCCCUGGGAUUGACCUGGCAUCUAUCUACGCCAAGGCCGGGAUUAACAGUUGGAACUACCACUACGCCGUCCAAGGCCCAGAUUUGGAAGAAUCUGGCCUCGGCGUAGGUCAUACAGUGGAAAUCAACGCGAUUUGGGGCCCAAAUUAUGUAACAGGAGAUCCUCCCUCAUCUUACUUCACUACCAAUGCGCAGAUUGUACCCGUUAUGCAAGGUUACUGGACAAGCUUCAUCAAAACAUUUGAUCCAAAUCCUCAUCGUUACCCAGGGAGUCCACAAUGGAAUACUUGGGGUAACGAAGGGUAUUCCCGCAUCUUCAUCAAGACAAACGAAACAAGGAUGGAGCAAGUAUCGGAAGAUCAGAGGGAACGUUGUGAAUAUUUGAUCAGCAUCGGACCGGAACUUCAACAGUAA